Messenger RNA from Salmo salar (Atlantic salmon), 6930 nucleotides. Lineage: Eukaryota; Metazoa; Chordata; Actinopteri; Salmoniformes; Salmonidae. The record is from RefSeq and is a predicted model, not a curated record.
CCUGAACCCUAACCCUGACUUUAACCCAUACCCUUACCCUCAUCUUGACCAUAACCCUGACCUAACUCUAAACUUAACCUUAACCCCUACCUUAACCGUUUUAAAUGUAAACUUCAAUUGGGUGACGUCAGAGUUCAGAGUCCUCCCAAGGAUCCCAUUUAGACGUCUUAGUUUUUUAGUAUCUCCCUUUGCGUUUACGAGAUCUCCCCCCGAAUCCUGAGCGAGGCAGUCACCGAAACGAGAGGCGAUACCCUCCUGCACAACAUGGCUACAAUUGUAACCUCGACCAGAUUUACAGACGAAUAUCAGCUGUACGAAGAGCUCGGAAAGGGCGCCUUCUCCGUUGUCCGGCGAUGCGUUAAAAAGUCCAACGGCCAGGAAUUUGCUGCUAAAAUAAUCAACACGAAAAAACUCUCAGCAAGAGAUCAUCAAAAACUGGAACGAGAGGCCCGCAUCUGUCGCCUGCUCAAACAUCCCAACAUAGUACGACUACACGAAAGUAUCUCAGAGGAAGGCUUCCAUUACCUCGUCUUUGACCUUGUCACCGGUGGAGAGCUGUUUGAAGACAUUGUUGCCAGAGAGUAUUACAGUGAGGCCGAUGCCAGUCAGUGCAUCAAUCAGAUCCUGGAGAGUGUCCACCACAUGCACCAGCAUGACAUUGUGCACAGGGACCUCAAGCCAGAGAACCUGCUCCUGGCCAGUAAGCUGAAGGGAGCUGCAGUGAAGUUGGCUGACUUUGGGCUGGCCAUCGACGUGCAGGGAGACGAGCAAGCAUGGUUCGGUUUUGCAGGCACUCCAGGCUACCUCUCUCCAGAGGUCUUGAGGAAGGACCCCUACGGCAAGCCGGUGGAUAUCUGGGCCUGUGGUGUGGUCCUGUACAUUCUCCUGGUGGGCUACCCUCCCUUCUGGGAUGAAGACCAGCACAAGCUCUAUCAGCAGAUCAAGGCUGGAGCCUAUGAUUUCCCCUCCCCAGAGUGGGACACAGUGACCCCCGAAGCCAAGAACCUGAUCAACCAGAUGUUGACCAUCAACCCUGCCAAGAGGAUCACUGCUGACCAGGCUCUCAAGCACCCAUGGAUCUGCCAACGUUCCACUGUGGCUUCCAUGAUGCAUCGUCAAGAGACAGUGGAGUGCCUGCGCAAGUUCAACGCCAGGAGAAAACUCAAGGGCGCCAUCCUUACCACCAUGCUGGUGACCAGAAACUUCUCAGUGGGCCGACAGCACACCAGCCCUGCGGCCACCACCAGCACGGCUGCUCUUGCUUCAGAAGCAUGCAAAAGUUUACUAAACAAGAAGUCGGAUGGUGGAGUGAAGAAAAGGAAGUCCAGCUCCAGUGUUUGUUUGAUGCCGCAGACAAACAACAGUAAAAACAGUGUAGUGAGCAGUACCAGCAGCACCAAAGACAGCAGCAUAUCAUCUUCAGCACCAAUGGAACCACAGACCACUGUCGUGCACAACCCAGCUGACGGCACCAAGGGCUCUACAGAGAGCUGUAACGUCACAGAAGAGGAGGAUGUGAAAGGCAGGAAAGUGUCUGCAUGCGGGUCUAGCGCAGACAGCGCAAUGGUCAGCCAGUGCAGUGCCAGUGAGGAACAGACCCAGGCUCAGCCCCCUCACUGCCCACCCACCUCUGCCCCACUGCAUGACGAUGCUAAGCACACUUUUGCUAAUUGGAAAAGUUCAGGUCAUAGCUCCUGUCCUGACUUAGAGCAAGCUCUGCCUGCGCCACCCUCCGUGGCCCCAGGGGGCAGCAACGUGCAGCUGACACGCAAACAGGAGAUCAUCAAGAUUACUGAGCAGCUGAUUGAGGCCAUCAACAACGGAGACUUUGAGGCUUACACGAGAAUCUGUGACCCCGGACUAACCUCGUUUGAACCCGAGGCUUUGGGAAACCUGGUGGAGGGCAUGGACUUCCACAAGUUCUACUUUGAGAACUUGUUAAGUAAGAACAGUAAGCCGGUCCACACCACCAUCCUGAACCCCCAUGUGCACCUGAUCGGGGAGGACGCGGCCUGCAUCGCCUACAUCCGCCUGACCCAGUACAUCGACAGCCAGGGACGCCCGCGUUCCUGCCAGUCAGAAGAGACCCGCGUGUGGCACCGCCGCGAUGCCAAGUGGCUCAACGUGCAUUUCCACUGUUCAGGCGCGCCUGCCGCACCUCUCCAGUGAACCUUUUAUCAGACACAGGUGCUGACUGCAGAGAGCUUUACUCUAGGGUCUGUCUGUGCUCUCCCUCACAUACAUGUGCUGAUACUGUACAUAUAUUUGUGUUGAUGUACAGUACCUUUGGAAAGUAUUCAGACCCCUUGACUUUUUCCACAUUUUGUUACUUUACAGCCUUAUUCUAAAAUUGAUUAAUAAAGUCAAGGGGUUUGAAUACUUUCCGAAGGGACCGUAUGUGUGAUCUUAUGUGCCACCUGUUGCAAAGAGGUCUAAGUGCUGUAUGUACUGAGUAAUAUUGAGUUGCCCCCCCCCAAGGUGUCGAAAGUGUUCCCCAGGGAUGCUGGCCCAUGUUGACUCCAAUGCUUCCCACAGUUGUGUCAAGUUGGCUGGAUGUCCUUUGGGUGGUGGACCAUUCUUGAUAUACAUGGGAAACUGUUGAGCGUGAAAAUCCUAGCAACAUUGCAGUUCUUGACACAAACUGGUGCGCCUGCCACCUACUGCCAUACCCCAUUCAAAGGCACUUAAAUAUUUUGUCUUACCCAUUCACACUCUGAAUGGCACACAUACCCAAUCCAUGUCUCAAUUGCCUCAAGGCUUAAAAAUCCUUCUUUAACCUGUCUCCUCCCCUUCAUCUACACUGAUUGAAGUGGAUUUAACAAGUGACAUCAAUAAGGGAUCAUAGCUUUCACCUGGUCAGUCUGUCAUGGAAAGAGCAGGUGUUCUUAAUGUUUUGUAUACUCAGUGUAUAAAGUUAUGUAAACUCAGGAAUAGUUUGGAAAUAUACACACUCUUGACAGGCUGUCCUGUGCCCUCCCUACCACUCUCUCUCCUUUUCUCUCAGCUUUGCCUGAAUUCUGAAGCCGAUUGGAGCAUUUUCUCAGUGGUCGGAUUGGCGCCAAGAGCCCUGCCAGAAGAGACCGCUUGGAAGUUUAAAAUCUAAGGGGAAAAUAUAACAAAAUAAAAUAUUUUAAAGCCGACCGACUGACAACACCACCACCAAUUCAGUCCAACCCUAGCUAUAUGUUGGGGGCCGGCUGUGGCCGAAGCCCUGCCCCCCGGACGGUGCAUGCUUCUGACGCCCACAGGGGGGCGCUGUCUUGUUAUUUUUCCAUGGAUCCAUAUUUUUUGCAGUUUUGAAAGGUGUUUAAAGUAUUAACAUAUGUAAAAAAUUAUCAAAAAACCUUCACAUUUAAUCAGCAGGUAUGGUAGUAAUGAUUAAAGAAAAUAAAUGUGAAUUUUAUAUAAAAAAAAUAGAAAAAGGAGCACACCCUAAUUUUUGUGGUGGUUGUUUUUUUGUUUUGUUUGUUUCACAGUUAACAUAUCUAAUUAUUUCUUUUGUUGGAUGCAAACAAAUGCUAGAAGGGAACAUUUCUGAAAAACGAUAAGCUUGAUUCAAUCCGUAUCGCCGGUUCAGCGCUAUGGCGCGAUUGAAAUUUAAAGGUCAUUUUUCUGAUUGAGCUGACCGAUGCAGCGUUUGCCGUGAAUGCAGUCUCCACGAACGUGAGCACAUUGCCUUUAAAUUUCAAACGCGUUAUAGUGCUGAACUUCCACGAUACGAAUUGAACCAAGCUCUAAAUUGUUACUUGCAGUAAUAUCAAAAUUGAAGACAUUGUUUUAAUGUAGAUGUUAUCUUUUUAUGGGUCGGGUGCAUUGCAGAAGGGACUCUCUUUUUUUUGUAUUCUGAUGUGUUAUUGUGGACCUCUUCAUUUUUAUCCCCUGAAUGAUGCUGUAUUUGAAAGUAUUUUGUGUGUGAAGAUUUUUUUUUUAUGGGGACUUUAUUUAAUAUAGUAAUGUAUACAUACAUAUUUAUAAAGGAGAAAGACUUUACUUUCAGGGUUUGGAUGCGUGUGUGAGAGUGACGGUGUGUUCUCAUGUCCCUAUAGCUCCCUUUUCAGGCUCUUUUGCGCUUUGAGAUCCCCAGUGUAUAUGCACACAUGCAUGCUCACACAAGGCCCAAAAUCCAGGUCACUGUGCUGUGCCCUUUGGGUAUGUAGACCAGCCUGCUCCUCCAGCUCCAGGCCACAUUCUCCUGACCAGCACAACCUGAAGUUGCAGAACACUACCAUUGGUUCAGUGUGCCGAGUUUGCCUUCUUCCUUUUGGCCACUAGAGGGCACACGACACAAUCAAGCCCACUCCUACUAUUCUCUACGGAGACCCCAAAACCACAAACUCUGAAUGCUCGUACACCUCUCCUUCCUAUUGUUUUCUACUCUGGUUUGAUAAAACAUUUUUGGGGAAAUAUGGAAACGUGUAAUAAAAUCUAAAAUGGCCGGUACUGUUGCACAAACUUGAGACUCAAUGCUGUUAUGUUCACUCCCCGGAUGAACGUUUCUGCAACUUCAGGUUAAGCUCACUUACUCCUGGGGUCUCUACCUGUGUUUCUGUAGUUAGCGACCCUGCUAAUCAGCUUUCUAUUAGCGCCACUCAGUGUGAUAUCACCCUUUGCCUGUCUCUUGUUCUGGUCCCUGUCCUGUUCUCGAACAUUGUAUAUUGUCCGUCUUCGCUUGCCAUACCUCUCUGUAAAGUCAUUGGCACUAAAAGCAUGUGAAAAUGAAAAUGCUGUAAAGUGGGGUGUUGAGUUGGCCAGUGGCUGGUGGUGGCAUGUCGAACAGCUGGCUGGGGAUGGGCCGGGAGGUGGAUCUGGGGGCCACGCUUAAGGCAAUCAAUGGAUUGGUCCCUUUAUCCUGGUUUCAGUUGUUCUGUUGUUUCAACUGUUCUAGAUGUUAGUGUUUGUACUGUUGGUAUUAUUAUGAAUAAUCCAUUUAUUUUUGAGAUUGGAGCUGUAAAUAUGCGGAGGCAGUUGAGGUGGGGGUUGGGGCUCUGGCAGCUAGCCAAUCACACCCAAGCCUCCCCUCUCCAACCCAAUUCCCACAAUACACAUAUGUGGAAUCAACACAAACACAGUGCACUCCCAAUGCAAAUUCUAUUUGAAUAUAUAUACACUGAACAAAAAUAUAAACGCAACAUGUACAGUGUUGGUCCCAUGUUUCAUGAGCUGAAAUAAAAGAUCCCAGAAAUGUUCCACACUCACAAAAAGCUUAAAUAUCUGAAAUUUUUAGCACAAAUUUGUUUACAUCCCUGUUAGUGAGCAUUUCUCCUUUGCCAAGAUAAUCCAUGCACCUGACAGGUGAUUAAACAGCAUGAUCCUUACACAGGUGCACCUUGUGCUGGGGACAAUAAACAGUCACUCUAAAAUGUGCAGUUUUGUCACAUAACACAAUGUUGAGGGAGCAUGCUAGAAGGGAACAUUGGGCAUGCUGACUGCAGGACUGUCCACCAGAGCUGUUGCCAGAAAAUGUAAUGUUCAUUUCUCUAGCAUAACAUCAUUUUAGAGACUUUGGUAGUACAUCCAACCGGCCUCACAACCGCAGACCACUUGUAACCACGCCAGCCCUCCACAUCCGGCUUCUUCACCUGAGGGAUUGAGGGGGUUGCCAUUAACGGGAGGGGGGGGGGGUGCUUCUGAGGAGUAUUUUUGUCUGUAAUAAAGCCCUUUUGUGGGGAAAGAACACUGAUUGGCUGGGCAUGGCUUCCAGUGGGUGGGUCUAUGCUCUCCCAGGCACACCCAUGGCUGUGCCCUUGCCCGGUCAUGUGAAAUCCAUAGAUUAGAGCCUAAUUUAUUUAUUUCAAUUGACUGAUUUCCUUCUAUGAACUGUAACUCAGCAAAAUAUUUGAAAUUGUUGCGUUUAUAUGUUUGUUAUGAGACACACAAAAAUACACACUAAAAACAAUCUCCCUUUAAAAACAUAUCUUUGUGAUAAUGGUAAAACAUUGGAACACUGUUUUUCACUGUGUUGUAGCAACUUGUGACUUUGUACUGCCAGAGGGGUGAAGCUUGCUGUUAACCCCUUCAUUUCUGUGCUAAGCAGCUCCAUAGUACUGGCGUUCCAUAGAACCUGUGGAAGGCCGGGCACCGAAAAGACAACAACCUACCGAUGAGACUCUUGGUCAUAAAAAAUGAUAUCAAAACAUGUUGAAUGAAACACGUUAAAACAAAACCUGUGCUGUGUUCAUAUCAUUGCUCACACCUGCCCACCCUACUGCGCGUUGUGACAUAUCUGCCAUGCCAUGAAACUGUUCCCCUUUUGCACCAUAAUGCAAUGUAUACAGUACUGAACUGUGUGAUGUUGUUUUUGGCUCAAAUAGUUUUUCCUGACUUUGUGCUGUGGGCACUGGCCUCUCUCUCUCUCCCACUGGGCCUGAUGCUUCCAUUCAUUGCGUCGGUGUUCACACAGCCAUGGGAAUGAGAACUACCAUGCGGUUUACGUCAACUCUUCAAAAUAAUUCAAAGGGAAGAAGAGGAGAGAAAUAGUUAUUGAGGGAAGGAUAGUUAACCUUGGAUUAUACUAUAGCCUACCUAACUAGCUAGCAGGACAGGACGAGAGCCUUGAUAUACUUACAAAAACAAAAUACUGAAAAAUACAUUAAAAGCCACACACUUUAACAACUAUAUAUGCAGUUUUACAAGAGAAAGAAAUAUGCAUGUCUACUUUCUGGUAAUAUUUUUCACUGUCUGUGUUUACUUGAUUAAGAAAUGGAAAUCUAUAUGUUACUUGCAUCCUCAAGGUCAAUGAAAAUGUCUCCGUCUCAAAUAUUGAAAUUAAGUGAUAUCACGUUUAAAAAAAAGUUAAAAAAAUUAAAUAAAAAAAGGUAAAUUUACUGCAUUGUAAUCAUAUACUAAGGGUACAUAUGACUAUACUCCGUUUUCAUUUGGAUGCUGGAUUUUUGCAUGACCAUAUAAUAAAUAAAACCAUGACUUAAACGA